GCAUUAAUACCAAAGUGGUAAGAAGGAGUUGCACUAACAUAUUCCGCAGUAGCAAAGUAACUGAACUAGACGGCGGCAUACAUACGCCGUGACAUUGUUGGCUUAUAUGUGAGCCGCUAUGACCUGUUUCUAUAGCGUUUUGGGUCUGACAAUAUUCUCAGCACUUCUUGUUUCUGCUCAAGGGCCGGAUUCAGGAGACAUUAGCAGCAGUGACUAUAUAAUCGAGCCGGACGUCAACGCCCUAUUUGCAAAGAAACUUACGCUCUAUAGGAGCACCUUACCUGAAGGGCUUCGGCAGCAAGCGACCACCCAAGAUGCGCUCAUGCAGCUUUUGCACCCAACGCUGCAGUUUUUGUACGCGGAUAGUUAUACCCAGAUCCUGCAGCAUCAGUUUAUUGUGCCGGAGCUGGGGUCAUUGUUUGACGGCGAGGUGGCCUCGCUACUCAGCAACAUCACGUACAUCCAGGAGCACAGCCAUGAGCUGCCGUUUAAGUUGUCACUGCGCCUACUCCUGGCGACGCUUGAGAUCUUUGAUCCAACCCGCUAUACAUCCAUCCUGACAGCGUACCCGAUUAGCCGGCGUGCUGUGACAGCUUUCCUUCUUGACCAUUACCUGCAUGUCGGUAACUUCACGGCCGACGAGGGGGAGGUGGUCGUCAAAAUCUGCAAGCGGCUGUUCCAAAUGCACAAGCUGGCAGCGCUUACGAAGCGCAUUGUAGAGUUCUUCCACGUAUCCAAAUCCGGAGGGACCAGCUUUUGCCAGCUCGGCAAAUUGAACGGCUGCAAGACCGAAAACUUCACGACCACUCAGAACUGCCUGAUUACCUACUUCAGGGACGCCCCCCGCUGGACCAUGCCGGGUGUGUUGGGAGAGCUGAGUGUACGGCAGGGCGACCCCUGGUGCGCCCGGUACGGCAGGCAGUACUCGCUGCGCUGGCACUGCCGGGCGCGGCGGCAGCUGCUGACCCGCAUGAGGUUCAACUUCUACUCCAACGAGCUGGUCAUGCACGACCACAACCGCUCCUGGACCGGGGUGCACCCCUGCCGCGAGUUCCUCAAUGUGGUGAUCUUCAGGGAGCCGGAGGCGCGGGUGGUCAGCCACCUGCAGAACAUCCUGAAGCUCUACGUCUGGUACUACAACGCAACCUUCUGGGAGUACUUCGACCCCGCCUCGCCGCAGCAAUGGGCGCGGCUGGCACCCCCCGUGUUCGACAACUAUGUCGUACGAUCCCUCCUGGGCGGCCAAGCGUACAACAUGCCGUACGGAACCGUUAACGCAACCCACCUCCUGGCCGCCAAAAUCGUCACCAUGCAAUUCGAGGUGCUGCUGAGCCUGACGCCACAGAGCUCGGAGCUAACGCAGGACAUCUUUGGGUUGGGGCUGGGCUGGCAGUACGAUUUACGGCACUUGCACGCAAGGCCCACGGA
Astrephomene gubernaculifera is the source of this 1428-nucleotide messenger RNA. The record is from the annotation of a GenBank genome assembly. NCBI's taxonomy places the organism in Eukaryota, Viridiplantae, Chlorophyta, Chlorophyceae, Chlamydomonadales, Astrephomenaceae.